CCUUUUUUAGUUGAUCUCCCAGCGCCUCUCUCUUUCGUCUCUCUCUCUUUCUGCCUCACUUCAAGCCCUAAGGUACAGUUGUAGAAGGAGAGUGUGAAAAUGGUUGAGAAGACAAAGGGAAGGAAGGAGGAGGUGGUGACCAGAGAGUAUACCAUCAAUCUCCACAAGCGCCUCCAUGGCUGCACAUUCAAGAAGAAGGCUCCUAAUGCCAUAAAGGAGAUCAGGAAGUUUGCUCAGAAAGCAAUGGGGACAAAUGACGUUAGGGUGGAUGUGAAGCUGAACAAGCAGAUCUGGAGCAGAGGAAUCAGGAGCGUCCCAAGAAGGAUUAGGGUUCGCAUUGCUCGCAAGAGGAAUGAUGAUGAAGAUGCCAAGGAAGAGCUUUACUCGCUUGUUACCGUUGCAGAGAUCCCAGCUGAAGGACUGAGUGGGUUGGGCACCAAGGUCAUUGAAGAGGAUGAUUGAUCCAUUAAUGUGUGUUCUAAGUAAUCUAUUCAAUAGGCAGAAAAAAGAGUUUUAUAAGCUUUUUGGCAAAAACCUUGAGAGACUAAAGACUUGUUUCAGUAGUUUGGUGUAUUUUUGUUUGGCUAAAUAUUCAGCAUCAGUAAUGUACUUUUUGGUUUAAGUGAUUUGGUUUUCUGGUUACCUUUUAA
Prunus mume (Japanese apricot) is the source of this 650-nucleotide messenger RNA. RefSeq names its product large ribosomal subunit protein eL31. NCBI's taxonomy places the organism in Eukaryota, Viridiplantae, Streptophyta, Magnoliopsida, Rosales, Rosaceae. Gene Ontology annotation, molecular function: structural constituent of ribosome. The record is from RefSeq and is a predicted model, not a curated record. Gene Ontology annotation, biological process: cytoplasmic translation. Gene Ontology annotation, cellular component: cytosolic large ribosomal subunit; ribosome.